Messenger RNA from Pichia kudriavzevii, 2967 nucleotides. RefSeq lists its product as uncharacterized. The transcript has a single exon. Lineage: Eukaryota; Fungi; Ascomycota; Pichiomycetes; Pichiales; Pichiaceae. The record is from RefSeq and is a predicted model, not a curated record. Gene Ontology annotation, molecular function: 5'-flap endonuclease activity. The coding region runs from base 1 to 2967 and encodes 988 amino acids.
AUGACAAUAGAUGGAUUUUGGAAUGAAGUGUCGAAAAAAAUAGAUCUGAAUAAACAUCGAGUUACUUUUAGAGAUUAUGCGUAUGAAUUCUAUCAUAAAAAUCAACGAUUCCUAAAUGUUGGAAUAGACAUUUUCCAGUGGAUAUUUGAGCAUGGUUGUUCUGUGGAGGGAGGGCUAGAACAAAGUAGAGGUAUAACAUCGUUGUCGGAAAAUGAGCAUGUGAUAGCGCUCAUUGUUGCCGGUAUAUCGAGUAAACUCAAAACUUUGACUGGCCUACCAAUUAAUUUUGUUAUCGUUUUUGAUGGAAAACUGAAGAACGAAAAAAUGCGAUGGAGUAGAGUGGAAGAAGAACAUAGUUCACUAAUCUUUGAAAAAAAAUAUAGAGAAGGGCUGGACUAUGUGAGAUCCAAUCAGCAUAUAACUAAGGGAAAAUGUGUUGAAGCUGUCAUGAAAUUACUCGAAGCAUGGAACGUGAGCUAUAUUGUAGCACCGGGUGAUGGUGAAAUCGAAUUGGCCAGACUAAACGAUGCUGGCAUUAUUGAUGCUAUUAUCUCGAAUGAUGCAGAUAGUUUUGCAUAUGGAGCCAAAACUAUUCUCCGAAACUACUCACGGUACAAGGAAGACAAACCAGCAUCUGGGAGAUCCACUGAACGACUUAAUCUAGAAUAUAUGGUUACUCCAGUGACCAUGAAAAUGCUUAACGAGAUUAAUUUAGAUACUCACAAAAUUAUGUUCAUUGCAUGUUGUCAAGGUGAUGAUUUUUCAAAAGGAAUUUCAUCUAUGGGAAUCAAGAAAGCUUGGGCGUUAGCUACUAUUGAGGUCAAAGAUUUUGAUCCUGUGCAUGAACUGAGAAAUAUAUAUGUAAGCAAAAACAAGCUGGAUUAUAUACAGGGAAAACUUCCUUAUGGAUAUGAACAACGAAAAAGGCUUUUAAAGGACUAUCAAGAAAAGUUGAAACAAAGUAUAAAAGAUCAUGGAAGACUAUAUUUUGGACGAGUCACAGCUUCGAACAUUACACUGCCAAAAGACUACAUAUUUGCGUCUCAUUAUUAUCCUCACUUUGCACCGAUGAUAUUUAAACAUAGGCACACUGACACUAAUAUGUUAGAAUUACAAGGUUCUUUGCCUGUUGCUAUUAGCCUUCCGGAACUACCCCAACCAUUGUCAGUAAAAUCAGUACAUGGAAGCCGAAUAUACGUUAAAUGUGGGAACAAUUCCACGUACCCCGAGCAUGUUAUGGAGUUUACAGAUUAUGUCUCUGGGCCACAAAUCGAAAAUUUUAACAGUGAUUAUUACCAUUGGUUUGAAAGAAUCAAGUAUAAUGCUAUUUUCACUCUAACAAAGUCAAACAAAAGCAAUCUAGAAGGCAUGGAAUAUGUUUCAGAUUACUUGGGUGGCUCGUUUGUUUGGAGAGCUAUUCUUAAUAAGGAAAAACUAGGUCUAGAAACCUCUUCGGUUUUUAUCAAAGCUACAAAAGUUGUAAAGUUUUCAUCUCAAGAAGCUACCUUUUACCAAGUGAAAUACUAUCCUAGAAAAAUAUUCAAAAAACUUUUGAAUUUGCCUGAUUUUCGUUUAGAUGAAAAUUUCAAUGAGAUUCAAGAUAAAAUUGAGCAUGUGUGGCUACCCGAACAGCUCCUUAAAAGCCAUUGCAACGGAAUUGAAAUUAUCAGAUAUUAUAAAGCUAAUAAAACACCAGGGAGCACUGAUAAAAAACUUUCUAAAACUAAGAAUGUAACUCCACAAAAGGCAACUUUGGACUACUAUAGCAAAACUGACAAAUCUCCUAUAACAAUACUAAAUAAAUCGCUCCCAGUUUUGAAUAUAUUCAAUGCUUCUAAACACAAUUUGGAGGACCGCUCUGUGGGUACAUCACCCAGUAAAAAGCUUAAGCUCGGUCAAGUAGAAGGAAGACUUUUUCAACGCAAUCAUAGUAUAGUGAUCCCACUGAAUAAUAAGAUUGGUAACACUGGCAUAAUUGACAAAGCCCAAACACCCGACGAUCCAGAAACGUACCGUGUUCUGAACAAUGCUAAUACAGCCAAUAUAGGCCAACUAAACGAAUCAUUCCUAAACCUUACCGAUGACGAUGCAGAUAUUUCUAGCGAGUUAAGCUUCACAAAGUUUCUUAACGACGCAAAGGCUAAAGAUAAAGCUGAUCAGCGUCAUUUCGAGGUAACCCCCGCAUCAGAAGUUUCCGAUAAGAAAUCUACUAAUUCAUCUAAACUAGUAAGUACGCUGGGUAACAAUGAUACAUUCGGGAGAAAACAUUUGAAAAAGAAUAAUAAUGCUGUUUUAAGAGGACCGAGUUUUAUGGAUCAGGUCACAAGGUUGCAGGAAGUACCUGCAGGACCGGUUACCUCGGAGACUGAUUUUUCUUUUGAGGAUGACUCAGAAAUAAAACAUGUACUCUUAGGAUUAAAGAGAAAGCAACAUGGAGAUGAUAAAGAAAUUGCACAAACACACACACAGGAAAAAAUUGAUUUAACCUCAGACGACCCAUUUGAUGACGAUAGUACAUUUUUACGUGGAAUAGACAACCUUGAGUCUAACCUACAGACUAAACCUCAAAAUAUAUUGCCUGCAAAAAAUAGUGGAAAUGAUAACAUAUAUGAGAUAAAUGGACCUGGAAAGUGUAUAUCCGAACAAGUGGGGGAAUAUAAUGUUGACCUUACAAUUUUGACUCCAAGCAGAGAAUUUGAGGGGAAUGAAGGAGGUGACAGGUGCAAUGAAAUACCAUUAGGAUCGCAUAAUACUUUUAUUGAAAUAGAAGCCGACGACUAUGCUACUGAGGCUAAAAGUUGUUUUUCUGCAAGUAUGGUUGAUAUAACAACAGAAUACCGUAAAUCUGGCAUCACUAGUGUCGAAGACAAAUCACAUAAUAAUCCUCCAUUCUAUUCAGCAAAAGAUAGUAGUGGCGACGUACUGUUGGCUGAAAAUACAAGUGAUGACGACUUGUCAAUGUUGUAA